Messenger RNA from Pseudomassariella vexata, 3516 nucleotides. RefSeq lists its product as uncharacterized. The coding region runs from base 1 to 3516 and encodes 1171 amino acids. Gene Ontology annotation, biological process: allantoin catabolic process. The transcript has 6 exons. Lineage: Eukaryota; Fungi; Ascomycota; Sordariomycetes; Amphisphaeriales; Pseudomassariaceae. Gene Ontology annotation, molecular function: GTPase binding; allantoicase activity. The record is from RefSeq and is a predicted model, not a curated record.
AUGAUUGAGGACAUCGAGUAUAAGCUGGAGGCCGUCAGGGCCACCUCCAUUGCCUCCGAGGACAUUGACAAGACCUUCCGCUCGGGUUCUAUUGAUCUCGUCUCCGGCGCACUAGGGGGUAAAAUCGUAGAUUUUUCGGAUGAGUGGUUCGCAGAGGCCCUUAACCUCCUUACCCCCACGGCCCCCAUACGGCAGCCAGGAAAGAUGGUCUACACGGGCGCUUGGUACGAUGGCUGGGAGACGCGCCGCCACAACACGGAUCCCUUCGACUGGGUCGUCAUUCGUCUCGGCGUAGCCUCAGGAACAGUCGAAGGCGUCGAAGUAGACACUGCCUUCUUCUCCGGGAACCACGCCCCUGCCAUCUCGGUCGAAGGCUGCUUCAGCCAAGACGACGCCGAGGUUCGGUCAUGGAAGGGCACCAAGGGAAAAUGGGAGCCCAUCCUAGGUAUCCAGGAGUGUGGCCCCUCACAGCGGUUUGGUUGGAAGCUCGAUGAGCCAACGAAGAAGCAGUACACCCAUGUUAGGUUGAACAUGUACCCCGACGGCGGCAUUGCGAGGUUCCGGCUCUUCGGCCAUGCAGUACCCGUUUUCCCUGACGACAAGGACGCCAUCUUCGACCUGGGCGCGGCGCAGAAUGGCGCUGUGGCCAUCUCUUGCAGCGACCAGCACUUCGGCACCAAGGAUAACCUCGUCUUGCCGGGUCGGGGCAAGGACAUGGGAGACGGCUGGGAGACGGCACGGUCUCGGACCAAGGGGCAUGUGGAUUGGGCCAUCAUUCGGUUGGGUGCUCCGGCGCUGAUACAGAGCUUUGUGGUGGAUACGGCAUAUUUCAGGGGUAACUUCCCGCAGAUGUCGAGGCUGGAUGCUAUUGAGUGGAAGGGUGAGGGUGAGCCGGGCGCGGAGGCCGAGGGGUGGACGGAAGUUGUGGAGGCGACCAAGUGUGGGCCUGAUCAGGAGCAUACUUGGGCUUGUGCGAUAAAGGAUAAGACGUUUACGCAUGUCAAGCUUACUAUUAUUCCGGAUGGUGGGGUGAAGAGACUACGCGUGUUGGCGAAGAGGGCGCCUACCGCUCGUCCUUUCGCAAUGGAUAUCGGAGACGGCGAUGGUGGGGGUUUCGGCGGCCAGCCUAGGAGGCCGCGAGAACUCCCGCCUGAUCUCCCUAAAUCGUUGGACGACCGCAAGGCCGUUCGCACCGAGUUAGUCCCAGAGACCGAAUAUUACGAUGGCUGGCAAGGUCAAUCUCAAUUUCUAACGAGCCCCAUUCUCGCAAAGCCUUUGCAGUUCAGCGACUUGACCUUAGAUGAUCCCGACUACGACCAACAAGACCUAGCCAAGGGCAUGCCCGAUAGCGAUACCAGACUAAUGGAGAUGCUGGCCGCGCAAGCACAACGACACGGAGGCGCUGGCCUGGGCGAUGCCGACGCGAUAGCUAGUGACGACAAGAUUCCCGAAGAUGAGAAGCACAAGAUGCUACAGAAGUCAUUAGCCAUGGCUGCAAGCAAUGGCGACCUGGAACAUGUGAAGAAAAUCGUCGAGGGCAAGGCCAAGCCCUUCGUAGACGUGAAUGCCCCAGACGAGGAUGGAACUCCGCCCCUGGUCUAUGCGAGCUGCUUUGGUCACGAGAGUGUAGUACAAGCUUUGGUGGAUGCCGGGGUAGAUGUGGACAAGCAAGACCGGAAUCAUUGGAGUGCUCUCAUGUGGGCCAUGACGAAUCGGCACAAAGGUAUCGCCAAGAUACUACUGGAUAAUGGUGCUUCUGCCGAAGCCAAGACAUCUUCAGGCAGGACUGCUUUUGAUUUCGUGCCCCCCGACAGUGAUAUAUCUUUCUACCUACACGACAACGGGUACAACAUUGGGAAUGCCGGGGUCACCGAUGACUUCUACAACCCGGGGUUCUCCCAAGACCGAUUCGAAGAAGAGCUGGCCGAGCAAGAAACGCGGCGGCGGAUGAUGAUGGAAAGUGCGAGGGAUCUUGAAGUCGAUCUGGGCAACGUCGGAAUGGAUGAUCAACCAGAGGCUAUGGAUGAAUUUGAGGAAGAGGGACAGGAAUUUGAUUGGAACCGUUGUUUACACGACCAGAUGUUCGUUUUCCAAGAAAGCGAGCUUGAGAGAAUACUUGACAUUAUCAUCACCAAAAUGACUCCCCAACGGUCACCAUCGCAAAAGCCUGUUCCCGCCAACAUGAUUUUCUUAAGCGCAAGAUAUGCGCAUUACCAUUCCAGCCAUGAGCUGCUCGCCCAACUUCUCAUCCGCGCCCAGGACAAAAUCAACGACGUUGUCGAGGAGCACCAGUGGGAUAUGACAAUUCUCGCUUUUUGGAUGUCUAAUGCGACACUUCUGUUACACUAUCUGAAGAAAGAUGCCGGGCUCGUGGAGGCAACGACAGAGUUCCAAGCUCAGCUGGCCGAACUGGUCAAUGAAAUCUUCAUCCUCAUUGUUCGAGAUGCGGAAAGACGGUUGGACAAGGUCUUGGAACCAGCAAUGCUCGACCACGAAACCAUCCCGGGGUUUGAGGAUGUCACUUUCCAGCACGAAUGGAAAUUGUUCAAGAGGAAAAAGGAGGUGAAAGCAGAGCCGCUAGAGAAGCGUUAUCGACCGCCGUCUCCCAAGCAGAGAGCCAAGCCUGCCCCUCGAAAUGUUACCUCUCUCCUGUCUUCCACCUUGUUCGUUCUAGAUCUGUAUGAUAUCCACUCCGUCAUCACAUCGCAGAUCAUCUCGCAACUCAUAUUCUGGCUCGGCGCGGAAUUGUUCAACCGCAUUAUGGACAACAGAAAAUUCCUUGCUCGAACAAAGGCAAUGCAAAUAAGAAUGAAUAUCUCUGUUCUUGAGGAUUGGGCCAGGACGAACAAUCGCAAGCCCGAACACUACGAGCAUGGAGAGACGAAUGCAAGUGGAGAAACGACUGUCGAGGCCGCACGAAGGCACUUGGCCCCAGUCAUUCAACUGCUGCAAUGGCUACAGUGUUUCUCAUCGCUUGACCCCGAUGAUCUCGAAGCUUUAGUUGGGACACUUCAACAAUUGCCCCGGCUCAAUCCACAACAACUUAUCUACUCGGCCAAGAACUAUCGACCUGAAGUCGGCGAAAAGGGACUACCGAAAAGUGCCUUUAAGUACCUCGAAGCAAUUCAAAGGGAGGCCGCAAUCAAGCGAGAUCGAAGAAAGACCGCGUCCCCUUCGCUAAUCAGUAUGCCGUCAACACCUGUCAAAGGCAUGUCGAAUGGCAACGAACCAGAGGUUGCAACAAGUGUGCAGGGCACACCAAAUCCAGACUACGAAUUUGAUGACGACGUUCCCGAAGGCAUUAACCUUGACCCAUCAGUCAUGCUACCAUUUUCCCUGCCAUCUGUGACGGACAUGCUGGUAUCCUACGGUGCUGGCUUCGGCGGAGUGAACCGCGAGCGGGAAAGGAAAUACAUCCCAACAAUACCCCCUGAAUUCCUUGAGAAGUUGGAAACUGGUGGCUCCAGAGAUGGGCCCAUGUUUGGGGAGAAGGAUUGGGAGAAUGAGGAAGUGUGA